AGGCCUAGAAAACUGCUUACCGGAAAAGCCACCGUCCAAAUCCGCCCUUUGAACGACUCCAUAGACGAUUUCCGGUUUUCCAUCGACGCAACUGGUUUUUCCGGCGGCAAUUUCUGCUUUUCUCUCGAAGAAAGAGCCGGUUUUGCAGUUUCACGCCGGACUCAUAUUUUUUUAGUACAUCUCACCGAACAGAAGGAAACUCCAUUUGGGCCUCUACAGAAAACCAGGUGAGGAUUGAAUUCAAGAUAAGAUGCUCGCUGUAAGGGGUCCUUCAGCUCCAUAUGGUGCGAUUCAAGUAUCAGGCCAUAAAGAGGGCCCUCCUUUGAAUGGCAAACAGCGCACUUCUAGCUUGGAAGCACCAAUUAUGCUGUUGUCGGGCCAUCAGAGUGCUAUAUACACUAUGAAAUUCAACCCUACUGGAACAGUUAUUGCCUCGGGUUCCCAUGACAAAGACAUAUUCCUGUGGAAUGUUCAGGGAGAAUGCAAGAACUUCUUGGUCUUGAAGGGCCACAAGAAUGCAAUUCUGGACCUCCAGUGGACUACAGAUGGUACCCAGAUCAUAUCAGCCAGCCCCGACAAGACACUGAGGGCUUGGGAUGUGGAAGUGGGGAAGCAGGUUAAGAAGAUGUCUGAGCACUCCUCGUUCGUAAACGCGUGCUGUCCCGCCCGACGGGGCCCUCCCCUUGUGGUCAGCGGAUCUGAUGAUGGGACUGCCAAGCUGUGGGACCUACGCCAGCGUGGGGCUGUUCAAACCUUCCCCGACAAGUACCAAAUCACCGCCGUCAGUUUCGCUGAUGCCUCGGACAAAAUAUACACAGGAGGGAUAGACAAUGAUGUUAAGGUUUGGGACCUACGGAGGGGUGAGGUCACCAUGAAUCUCCAGGGGCAUUCAGAUAUGAUAACAGGGAUGCAGUUGAGCCCUGAUGGUUCUUAUCUUCUCACCAAUGCCAUGGAUUGCUCUCUCAGGAUAUGGGAUAUGAGGCCAUAUGCUCCUCAAAAUAGGUGUGUGAAGAUAUUCUCUGGGCACCAACACAACUUUGAGAAGAACUUGCUGAAAUGUGGUUGGGCUCCAGAUGGGAGCAAGGUCACAGCAGGGAGCUCAGAUUACAUGGUGUAUAUAUGGGACACCACUUCACGACGCAUAGUGUACAAACUCCCCGGCCACAAUGGUUCAGUCAAUGAAUGUGUUUUCCACCCGACUGAGCCAGUCAUUGGUUCUUGUGGUAGUGAUAAGAAGAUAUAUUUGGGCGAGAUUGAGCCAGGUCCUUCGUAUCAGCCACCCAAGUAAGUGUUUGUGAAAAAAGGCACGGAAAGAACCUUAUAGUGAGUUGGUCUCCCUUGUUUGUUAGGGCUGAUUCCAUUUCAUUGCGGAUGGAAAUUUUGUUUCCUAUCUUAAAGGCUCAUAGGAAUGCAAAGUUUGUUUGGCUUGCAUCUCUCUCUCCCCUGUUUGUCAUAGAUGAUCCCUUUCGAUUGCAGAUGGAAAUUUUGUUUCCUAUCUCGAGGUUCAUAUAGUGCAAAGUUUGUAUGGCU
This is a messenger RNA of Amborella trichopoda, 1530 nucleotides long. Its product is annotated as Transducin/WD40 repeat-like superfamily protein. Gene Ontology annotation, molecular function: protein binding; RNA binding. Gene Ontology annotation, cellular component: catalytic step 2 spliceosome. The record is from RefSeq and is a predicted model, not a curated record. Lineage: Eukaryota; Viridiplantae; Streptophyta; Magnoliopsida; Amborellales; Amborellaceae.